UCGUUACUUUCCUCUCCUCAAACAUCCAUCGUCUUUGGCUCCCUCCCAACCCUCCCACUCUCCCACUUUCCAGACAUAACCUUAAAUUAACCAACAUCUCAAGCGAACCGAUUAUGGCUCCCAGGGAAAGACCCGGACCCGUUAACCCGGCAUCGACCUCGGCCUCGAAGGAGAUCCGAUUCAGAGGCGUGAGGAAGCGACCCUGGGGCCGGUACGCUGCCGAGAUCCGGGACCCGGGGAAGAAGACACGUGUUUGGCUUGGCACGUUUGACACCGCUGAGGAGGCCGCGCGUGCUUACGACACCGCCGCCCGCGAGUUCCGCGGCGCUAAGGCGAAGACCAACUUCCCAAACCCUUCCUCUUCCUCCACACAACUCGCCCCCAUCGCUAACAACUCCACUCGCAGCCCCAGCCAGAGCAGCACCGUGGACUCCUCGUCCCCGCCUCCACCGCAGCCUCCGCCACUCGACCUCACUCUCGGCGGCGCUUCUCAUUUCACCGCCCCCACGGCCCAGUUCGGGUUCCCCGUCGUCGCUGCGGCUGCGCGUCCGGUUUACUUCUUCAACGGGUUCGCGAACAUGAGCGGGAACCACCGCGAUUUUUGCAGGUUCGAUCGGACGGUUGCAGAUUUUCACCAGAUCCUGGGCGCUGGGGCCCACAGCGACUCCGAUUCAUCCUCUGUAGUUGAUUGUGAUCGUAUUCCAGCUCGAGGACUGCUGGAUAUUGACCUCAACCUCCCUCCCCGUCCGGAGGUUGCUUGAUCUUGCCGGAUUUUCAAGAUCGCCGGCGAAGAUCCGAGUUUUCCCUAUCGUUUAGCUUCACUGUUGGCCUUUCUUUUCCUUUUUUUUUUUUGGGUGGAUCCGAUCGAAACUGAGAAUGAAUCCUUUAAGAGAAGGCUAAGCUGACGUGUUGUACGGAUUUUCUGAUGAUGACGACAUAUAUGUACAUAGAUAACCAAGAUCUCCUUAUUUUUGCAACUGAGAAAUCUAUCUAGACUCUCUCAUCGUUGUUUCUACCAUUAUUGUUAGUAUCAUAUGUUCAAAUCUUUGAAAUGAAAACCAACUAUUUGUUUUU
Molecule: messenger RNA, 1074 nt
Organism: Corylus avellana
Lineage: Eukaryota; Viridiplantae; Streptophyta; Magnoliopsida; Fagales; Betulaceae
Gene: ERF4
Product: ethylene responsive element binding factor 4
Biological process (GO): regulation of DNA-templated transcription
Molecular function (GO): DNA binding; DNA-binding transcription factor activity
Source: RefSeq, a predicted model, not a curated record